Molecule: messenger RNA, 1914 nt
Organism: Closterium sp. Yama58-4
Lineage: Eukaryota; Viridiplantae; Streptophyta; Zygnematophyceae; Desmidiales; Closteriaceae
Source: the annotation of a GenBank genome assembly
AUGUCGACGUGCGCGCGAGGAGCAGGAGCUGUUGGUGUGGGAGCGGCGGGAGUUGCGGCAGUCGGACCUGCUAGAGCAGCAGCAGCGGCAGGAGCAGCAGCAGCAGCAGGAGCAGCAGCAGCCGCCACAGCCACUGCAGCGGCAGCAGCAGCAGUCGCCGCUGUCCCCGCAGCCGCAGCAGCUUCCUUUGGAGCGGUAGUUGUUUCCGCCCUUCUCCCGUCUCCUCCUCCGUCUUCUCUUCAUGUCUCCCCUACUCCUAUCUCCGACUACUAUCGUGUUGUUCGCCCUGUCGUAUCCCGUGUUCUAGCCACUAUUGUCACUGACCCUCGUUUCUCUCUGUCGUCUGUCUCGGCUCUCACUGCCGCUAUUGCUGACUUUGCCGUCGCCAACCGCCUUGACUACUGCACUCGCGUGGUGCCCGCUCUGCCUACCCGUCCUCUGUCCGUCGGGGGUGAGUUUGCCCUUGGCUGUGACGUCCUAGAGGACAGGCACUCUGAGCUGGAGUACCUGGCAGCCGCUUCUCCUACUCUCUGUGUCAUGCUGAUUUCCCCUGAGGGAGACCCCGACGCCCUUGACAUACCAACUCCUCGCACGUACCGUGAGGCAUUGUCGGGGCCGUGGGCCUCUCAGUGGAAGGCGGCCAUGGACUCAGAGUUGGCGUCUUGGAAGUCCACAGGCACCUACGUCGACGCAGUUCCCCCUCCCCCCUUGGGCGAACGUAGUCGAUGGCAUGUGGCUCUUCAAGGACGACUGCACGAGGAGAUCUGGCUGUGCCGUCAUCCUGGUUUUACUGGUACUUUCCCUCCUGGGACCCAGUGGAGCCUGAGGAGACCAGUCUACGGUCUCCGCAAGUCGCCCCGUGAGUGGCACAACACUCUUCGCUCCACGCUUUGUGACCUAGGGUUUCGCCCUUGUUUUGCUGACCUGUCACUGUUUGUACGUGCCGGCUCCACUCCCUUCUUUAUCCUGGUCUACGUCGACGACCUGGUGUUUGCUACAGCUGACAGGGCAGCACUGGCGGAGAUCACCAGGGACAGAGCCGCUCGCACCAUCACACUGACUCAGUCACACAUGGUGCCGCAGGACCUUCGGCGGUUCGGGUUUCAGUUCUCCACCACACAGCCCACUCCUCUUGCUGUAGACCACAGACUCAUCGGCCCCUUCCCCGACGAGCCCUUUGAGCCCAGUGGUCCCUACCCAGAGCUUGUUGGCUGCCUCAUGUACCUGAUGACCUGUACUCGCCCGGACCUCGCCUACCCUCUUAGUGUCCUCUCUCGCUUUGUUGGACCUGGGAGGCACCGUCUUGUUCACUGGACGGCUGCUGUGAGGGUGGCGAAGUACCUGGCGACUACAUCAGGCAUGGGGCUGGUACUUGGUGGGACUCGGCCAGUUGAGCUAACUGGCCUCUGUGACUCUACUUACGCUGACGACGUGGAGACUCAGCGCUCGACCCAGGGUUACUGUUUCAGUCUGGGAGCUGGGGCUGUGUCGUGGAGGUCCACACGGUCGUCGUCGGUGGCUUCGUCCAGUGCGGAGGCAGAGAUCCACGCUGGUGCUAUGGCUGCUCAUGAGCUUCGCUGGUUGACCUUCUUGCUCGCUGACCUUGGUGAGCGGCCUCGCACUGCUCCGACCUUGUUCGCUGACAACAAGGCCAUGAUUCUCUUGUGUCGCGAGCCUCGACUGGAGACUAGGGUGAAGCACAUCGACGUUCGGUAUUUCCUCGUGCAUGAGCUACAGCGACGCGGCCAGGUGCGGCUGGACUUUGUGGCCUCAGAGGCCAACAAUGCUGACCUCUUCACCAAGGCCUUGGCGCCUGGUGAUCACCACCGGUUCUGUGUGCAGUUGGGGCUUGUUGAGGCAGGUCCUAGUCACACCAUUCUGUUGCACAUCUCUCUCUCUAACUUUAAGAGGUAA